ACCUCUCUGCAGUCAGGGUGGGUUUCCGGAAGGAGCCUGGGUCCUGGGGUCCGUUUUGGCGUUGCUAGGAAGUUGGCUUCCGCGGUGGUCUCCUGUGUCUGAGUUUCAGCGGGGAGGAAGCGGAGCGCGGGCCAUGAGGCAGAAGCACUAUCUCGAGGCUGCGGCGCGAAGCUUACAGGAUAGCUGCCCUGGCCAAGCCCGCUAUCUCCUCUGGACCUACUCUUCGUCACACGAUGACAAGAGCACUUUUGAAGAAACGUGUCCGUAUUGUUUCCAGUUGUUGGUUCUGGAUAACUCUCGAGUGCGCCUCAAGCCCAAGGCCAAACUGACACCCAGAAUACAGAAACUUCUUAAUCGAGAAGCUAGAACUCAUACACUUAGUUUUAAAGAAGCAAAAAUCGUGAAAAAGUACAGAGACUCCAAAAAUGUAUUGUCGAUUACUUGUAAGACUUGCAACAGAACAGUUAAACAUCAUGGUAAAAGUAGAAGCUUUCUGUCAGCGUUGAAGAAUGUUCCUGCUACUCCUACAAGUAAACUCGGCCCAAAGAGACCAGAAAAAAAGACUUCAAGCUCCACAGAUGUAUCUGAUUCCAAAGGCCAGAGCCCAGCGUUCAUUUUCAGAACACCUCCAUCUGGCCAGUCAACACCCAUUUGCUCCUCAAAGAGUGGGAGCAAAAGAAAGAAACACUUCUCUCAGCUAAAAAUGCUGCUCAGUCAGAGUGAAUCCCAAAAGGAUCCAAAAGUAGACUUCAAAAGUUUCUUAUCUUCACUGUGAAGACUGGACUUUGAAAAUAUGAGAUGUCUACUGUAAUUUUUCUUUCUUUCUUUCUUUUUUGGUGGCACUGGAGGUUGAACUCAGGCCUUGUGCGUGCCCAGCAGGCACUCUACAGCCUGAGCUGAAAUCACAACCCCAGUCUACUAUGAUUUCAGAACCUACAAUUAGUAAAACAGUUUGUUUUUUUUUUUACUUUUAUUUAUUCUUUGAAUAAAUGGAAACUAGACUCAGGAACAAA
This is a messenger RNA of Cavia porcellus (domestic guinea pig), 1013 nucleotides long. It is a transcript of the gene Rmp24, whose product is annotated as chromosome unknown C18orf21 homolog. Lineage: Eukaryota; Metazoa; Chordata; Mammalia; Rodentia; Caviidae. The coding region runs from base 134 to 775 and encodes 213 amino acids. The record is from RefSeq and is a predicted model, not a curated record. The transcript is spliced from 5 exons.